AAAAAACAAAUAAUUUUGUGGGUAAGAAUUAGCUGCUAUAGUAGUGUAGCCUUCAUACGGCUUCGCCUCGCGCCUCAGCAGAACUGAAGACUUAUCUUCGGUAUACAUAACCAAAACGAAAAACCCGUUUUGGGGCGUUUCGUAAGAAGAAAUGCAACUUCCUUGAUAUCAUGAUGACUGUCUCAAAAAUGCUACAACUGUGUGCAAGGAGGUGUCCGUGUCGGACUGCUGCUGGUCUUCAUCUGGUGUCGGGCGAAGGGUUGCGAAUGUGAUGCCCCGCUUCUGCUGAAGUGGACGAGAAUCGUUCGUAUCGAAGCGUCAAAAAACUAUUGUUGCGCAGACAACCACAGUUGCCGUACCUCGACGAAGAUCAAGCUGAAAGUCGUCCUCUGCUGUACCACGACUCGAACUUCGACUUUUUCACGCACUUCUAGUACUGCGCGACCUGGAGAAGAACCGCCAGUAUGGGUUCCUAUCUCUCAAGCCCGGUGACGCACAAGGAGAUGUGCGGGGGCGAAUCGCGAGAAAACCCCUUCGUUAUGCAGAUGAGAAAGAAUCACAUAAGAGAGCAAAUUAGUCUUCCUAUUCCUUUGCUUGAAAGGGCCGUAGCUUUGUCGAAAGCCAAACAAAGAAGCGCGAUGAAUCAAUUCUCGCUGUUGAGUCUCAAUUACGCUAAAGCGAAUCCCAAUGCGUGCUGGGUGUGGCUGUGAAAAGGCUAAUUCCGCUGUGUGUGAUUUUUUCACUUCCAUCAGAGUCGGGGAAGUGGCAGGGUGUAUGAUGCAAGGUUGGAGAAAAACGAUGGAGGACGCCCACAUCUUAUGGCAAGAAAACAUUAGUUUAGUCGGUGGCCGCGCAUGCGUUGCAGAAGUUCAUUGGAUGCGGGUUUUUUUUCGCAAUGAUGUGACUUUCCUCAACUUUGAUUGUGAUUGAGAUGUGAAUUUCAAAAUUUCUCCCAGGAGAACUACCAGGGGAUAAUAUGUAGCGAAGCUGCACGUGCACGCCAUGCAUGGACAACCACCUCAUUUUGCCUUCCAUACUUUUGCCUGCCGGACCUCACAGCCUUCUCCCAUCCUGUUCUAGACGAGGUAGCGAACAGCUUCUAACUUUUCUUCUUUUUUCCCGUGGCUAGUGGCAGUGCUACGUACCGGUGUAGCGAAAUUUUGCGCGCGAGGAUGUUACGAAGUAGAUUUUCGAAGACCAGCGAUGAAUUUCAAUUUUUCAUCCGAAAAACAGGUCGGCAUCGGGGACGGCAAAGACGGCGCAGCCGGUGGAGCGAAAAAAGGCCUGGAGCACAGGAUACAGGACCAGUGGAAGGGACACAGUCUCUUUGCCGUUUUCGACGGGCACGGCGGUGCGGAUGUGGCGAAAUUCUGCGCCAGCUGCGUCCCGAUGAUGCUGUUGCGAAAAGACAUGGAGAUGACCACCUCGUCGUCCGGGGCCUCCAAGGGCGAUUGUAGCGGUGCUAAGCUCGAAUCCUUACUUGUGGAUGUGCACCACAGAUUAGACGACUUGCUCAGGGAUGACAAGUACGGUUCACGUUUUUUGCGAACACGACAAAAUCAUUGAUUUGAGGUUGCGCACCGUGCUUUCUUUCAUCGUGUAAUUAGCAUGCCGAUGCGUUAUAAAAACUACGUGCAUAAAGUAAGAUAAAAAAAGCUUGUUCUCGUCCUAUCAGGUACUGUCGCGCCCUCGUCCCCACCGCUUCCAAUGGGAACGGGGCCGCCGGGAAUGGCAGCGGGGACUCGCCCAAUGGUAGAACGACGCCAGGAGGCGCCACAGGACCAAACGGGCCCGCGCUGUCCCUUCUCCAGCAAUCCUUGCAGAAGGACCUGGCCGGGGCGAAAGCGAAAGGGUCGCUGUCGACCGGACAAGCGACGAAUGUGAUGGUCAAGAUGAUGCUGUUGCAGCAGAUGACAGGCGGGGGGAAAGGCGGAGGGAUGACAGGAGGUGGGCCGGGAAACAAGAGGAAUUUGGAAUUAGACGACGACAUUUUUAGCACAGAGGACGACGACAUGAACAGUGGGUCAUCAUCCAGCAGUUCCUCAGGGCUGAAACCCGCAGAGCUUUUGCAGGAUUUGUGGGAGAGUAAAAGCAACUCGAGCACGGCAACGAGCUCCACCUCGGCCUCUUCUAGUUCCUCCAAAACGACAGACAAGGACAAAAUUACCGGAAAAAUCACGGACGGAACAGCAGCCGAUCCAGAUCGCGCCUGCACCUCCCGGUCGCAAUCGCACCCGACAGCCGGGCUGGGUGGCGUGAUGAGUGGCGGGCUUUUAGCAGGCCACGACCGAUUCGGUGGCGGGCCCCCGCCAGCAGCGUGUAUAGCGAGGCUGAUGGGCUGCACCGCGGUGCAGGCACUGGUGACUCCGGAGGGAAAGGUACUUGAUUGAUAGUAAAAAAGUGCAGAUAAAACAUGAUCAUGCCACUUUUGUACAUGCAGUUUUGCAUAGAUACGCGGCAAAUUGACUUCUUUCAUUCUCUUUGUAAGCCACCUAAAAAUUAAACGUUCUAUACAGGUCAUUGUCGCAAACGCCGGUGACAGUCGGUGCGUAGUUUGCCAGCGAGACGGUCACGCGCACGCCCUUUCCCACGACCACAAACCGGACCAACAGCGCGAACAGAACCGCAUUCACGCCGCCGGCGGGCGGGUCGAGGUCUGCAAGCCGUUAGCGGCGGGCGGAAGGACCCACCAUCGCGUGAAUGGAAACCUCAACCUGUCCCGAGCGAUAGGCGAUCUGGAGUACAAACAAAGACAGGACUUGCCCCCAGAUCAACAGGUAUACAUAGCUGCUAGAGAACUUUAUUUUGAUAAUGCUGACAGAAGAUUGAUCAGAAUCAGAUUCAAAUGUGAACAACAACAAUUUUCAAGUCCGCUAAGUGUAAGUAAUUUUCUCGUUGAUUCCCCCUUACAACAUCAGAUAAUCUGCUCCACACCGGACAUCAUCACCUAUGACAUUGCACCGGGCGACGACUUUCUGAUUCUCGCCUGCGACGGCGUGUGGGACAUGAUGACCAACCAGGAGGCCUGCGACUUCGUCCGCACGAGGUUAAAAAAGGGCUCCGCGCUGAAACAGAUCUGCGCGGACCUGCUGGACGCCUGCCUAGCCGACGACCCGCGGAAACAAGGCGGUUUGGGCGGGGACAACACCACGGUGCUGCUGGUCAAGCUGAAGUACAGCUUCGAGGCCCGGAACAACAAGGGCGUGAAGAAAAACGCGGGGAACUACGGGCUGAGUGACGAAGAAAACAUGACAGCAAAUAGUACAGGCAUUUUUACCAUGGCGGUCGACGAGGGCGGGAAUGAUUUGAAGUCCCUCGCGGAGUUGAGGAAUCCCAGCUCGCAGUCGACCAACAGCAACACGCAGGACAGCACAAACUCCGCCGCGUCCUUAUCCUCGAGCAGUAGUGGCAGAGACCUGGUGCAGAUUGCGUUUUCGUAGACGUAGGUGUUGGAUGAUGAGCAGUACUCAGUGUACGGAUACCGUGCACAGCGGAAAAAACAGAGAGAUACGAGCAAUAGACGUAGAACAAGUUGCACCCCUCAAAAGGAAUACAACAACGAACGAAUUUCUAGGAGCCCUAGAAGAAGCUAUGCUAGUCCUACGUAUGAACAAUUAGAGCUACCCCGGUAAUGAUUUCAUCUUCAUAGUUUCAUCCCGACUUCGUUGCGCUCGCGCAUUGAUUAUCGAAUAAUAAAACAUAAGUACUCACAACGAGAGACGAACCGUUUCAGAGAGUUGUAGGACCUAGAUGGAAGUUUCUUGUUAUCAACAAAAAGAGAGAGUUCGUACCAGACGACAAAGAACUCAGCAUUUUUUCAAGAACGAAUUAGUGGCGCUUGUCGGCACAAAAGGGGACGGAAUGCAGCGAAGGUGACGAAGAUAUUUGACUGCACCAGCAUCAUGGACCACUUAAAUGAAAACCUAAUGAACUCGUGCAAGUACAAUGAGUAGUCCCCCCGUGCUCUUACCGAUACCGUGUCGACUAUUACACAAAACAAGUGACCGCCCAUUGAUCUCAACGGAUGGACGUUUUGCUUUCGAAUGCGCACAGUUUCGUAGUUGCGAAAUCAGAAUCACAACCAGACUUAAU
Messenger RNA from Amoebophrya sp. A120, 4092 nucleotides. The record is from the annotation of a GenBank genome assembly. Lineage: Eukaryota; Dinophyceae; Syndiniales; Amoebophryaceae.